Molecule: messenger RNA, 1124 nt
Organism: Protobothrops mucrosquamatus (brown spotted pit viper)
Lineage: Eukaryota; Metazoa; Chordata; Lepidosauria; Squamata; Viperidae
Gene: GTF3A
Product: general transcription factor IIIA
Exons: 9
Coding region: 18-1094 (358 amino acids)
Cellular component (GO): nucleus
Source: RefSeq, a predicted model, not a curated record
UGAUUUAUGGUCCAAAGAUGGCCGGAGAGGACUUCGUUGUCGGGGAGGCGGCCGCCGCCGCCGCUACCACCGCGACUCAGUCUCCGAAGCACAAACAUUCUCAUCUUGGGGGGAGCCGUUUCCGUCCCCAGGAGCAGCUAUUCAUCUGCUCGUUCCCAUUUUGCGAUGCCACCUUCAACCGGGGCUGGAAACUGGACGCGCACCUGUGUCGGCACACGGGCCAGCGACCCUUUGUUUGCAUUUUUGAAGGCUGUGAAAAAGGCUUCACUAGAGGUUUCCACCUUAAGCGUCAUUUUCUUACACAUACUGGAGAAAAACAAUUUGUAUGCACAGUAGAUGGUUGCAAUAAAAAGUUUACAACAAAAUCAAACUUGAACAAGCAUGUUCUACGGAGACAUCAUCAGAGAAAAUAUGUAUGUGACUUUGAAAAUUGUGGGCAAUCUUUUAAAAAGCACCAGCAGUUAAAAAUACAUCAGUCUCAACACACUGGUGAACCAUUUUUCAAAUGUGGUCAUGAAGAAUGUGGAAAGCGCUUUUCUUCACCCAGCCAUUUAAAACGUCACGAGAAGAUUCACCAAGGUUAUGCAUGCAAAAAAGAGAGUUGUUUGUUUGUUGGAAAAACCUGGUCAGAAUACCUGAAACAUAUGAGACUCAGUCAUGUGGAACCAGUUACCUGUCAAGUGUGUUCCAAAACAUUGACUCGCAAAGAUUAUCUGAAAUGUCACAUGAAAACACAUGCCGUUGACAGAGAAGUUUUUAAAUGUCCAAAGGAGGGCUGUAAAAGAACAUACACAACCGUGUUCAACCUUCAAAGUCAUAUUCACUCAUUUCAUGAGGCAAAAAAACCUUUCGUGUGUGACCACCCUGGCUGCGGGAAGAUUUUUGCAAUGAAACAAAGCCUCAUAAGGCACAUGGUACUACACGAUCCUAAUAAGAAAAGGUUGGACAAAAAGAAACCACAGCAAAAGCGGAGCCUGGCCUCUCACCUCAGUGGAUAUAUCCCUCCAAAAGUACAGCGAAGAAAUUUAUCUUCAGUGGAAGAAUCUCUACCCGCAUCUGUAGCAAGCUGCAAACAGCAGGCUGCUGAUGGCUGAAAUGCUAUUCGUUGACAACAGUUUUAGAUG